This is a messenger RNA of Mercurialis annua (annual mercury), 952 nucleotides long. Its product is annotated as protein At-4/1. NCBI's taxonomy places the organism in Eukaryota, Viridiplantae, Streptophyta, Magnoliopsida, Malpighiales, Euphorbiaceae. The transcript has 9 exons. The record is from RefSeq and is a predicted model, not a curated record. The coding region runs from base 78 to 845 and encodes 255 amino acids.
AACUAUGAAGUGCUUAGCGGGAAAAAGGGAAAAAAACGUUCUAUUUCAUUAAGGUUUGAAAAUAAAAAUUGAAAAGAAUGAGUGUGAUAAGUGAUCAAGAAAUAGAUUCACUUCUCUCUAGUUUUGAUCAAAUCUAUGAGGAUUUCAAGAGUGGAAUCACAGAAACUCAAUCUUUGAGAUCAAAUUGGAAUGCAGAAAUAAAGAAAAGAGAGGCUCUUGAGCUUAAUUUUCUAACUCUGAAGCAAGAAAAUGAGCGACUGAUGAAGCUGUACACGGAAUCCUUUGAUAAAAUGGCUGAAGAACUUAAUUGCCGUAUCAAAUAUCAAAGCUUGAAGGAGGAGGUUAAAGGACUGAAUGAUGAGAAUCAUAGGAAAGAAGAAGAACAUAAGAAGGCUAUGGAAUUGCUGAAACGAGAAUAUGAAGCCAAGGUUGGAGGCUUAGAGGACCAACUAAGAGGGUUACUUGUUGAGAAGGCAACAAGUGAAUCAAGCAUAAUGAGACUCCGUCAAGAUUUAGCAGCACAUAAAAAUCAUGUGCAGACUUUAGCCAACAAGUUGGAACGAGUCCGUUUUGAUGUGGAAUCAAAAUAUAAUCUUGAGACUCAGGAUUUGAAGGAUUGUCUCCUGGUUGAAUAUGAAGAGAAAAAUGAGCUGAGCAAGAAACUCCAGGAUUUGCAAAAGGAACUGGUGAUUAGCAGAACAAAGCUGGGGGAACAGAAGCAAGACACAUCUUCAAAUCGUCUUGUUGAAACACUCAAAGGAAAGAUUAUGAAAUUACGGAAGGAAAAUGAGAUUUUGAAAAGGAAACUUUCUCAUUCAGAAGUUGGAUUAGAUUGUAGCAACUGAAUAUGUUGGUAAUCUUCCAAUUUUUAUAUCUUUUUGCUAUUGAUGUUCAUUGUACAUACAACUUCCAUUAUCCAUUCAUUGAUCAGUUCAAGAUUUUAACAGUAAAA